UCGUCGUACCGUGACUGCUAGUUCGUCAUUCGUUUUUUCAAAAAUGGCCGAGUAGGUAGUGUGCCUCUGUGUAAUUCCAACAUCCAAGAAGUGCUCGUCGCCAUCUAAUUUGUAAAAAUCCAAAUAAUUCAGCAAGUAUUCCACACCUUGAACUACGGAAAACUAUCUGAGCAGUAGUGCGGUGCGUUUGAAGUUAUUCAAUGCUUGAAAAGACUCUGGUUUAUUGUGGUUUAUCGGGAAUAAUAAAUGUGGAUUUUUUUUCAAGACUCGCGAUACAAGUCUGAAGUUUUCCUCUUCCUCCGGAAGUUGCCUGUUCGUGUGCCUGUUGGCCGUGUGCCGAAAAAAAGAAUCAGAAUAAAAUUUUGGUAGAAUCUUUCAUAGAGAUAUAAAAUUGGGAUCAUCCCGAAAACGAUGUGUAUGCGAGAGCAAUAAGAAAAUUUUACGAUACGAAGGUUACGGGGAAGGUGGUUUCCAAAGUGUAGAAAAGAUUUUUCUCCUGAAUCAUCCACAAAGCAUACUUGGAUGGGUAUCUAUUAGGUCGUACAGCAGAAACAUCAGCCAGAAGCAGAAGGUAGUCCCGUUUUCAGAAGAGCGAGAAAAGCGCAAAGAAAUCCAAGAAAACCACGACAACGUCGUAGGAAGAAAGGAAAAAAGUGAAAAGUAUUCGCCAGAAGCAGCAGCACGCAGCAGGAAAAAAAGCAGAAGCACCACUAUACAGUGAGGAUUAUUGGUAUAGAUCAGCAGAUCGGUGCUCUUGGUCGUGAUUGUGUUCGUAUGUACUCCGCUCGGAUCGGCACGACCAGAAUAUCGAGGUGAAAUUGAAGAAAAUUUCUGGAAGUUCUCCGUCUGUAGAUCGACCGGAAGUUCGGGAGACAAAGAACUUUGUCAAGGUUGAAAAACACCUUAAAAGGCGGAUGGUGACUGCAAAAACUCAUCAAUCUGUAUCAACCCAUCAGUAUAUCGAUCGUAGAUUGGAUCAACGACCACUAAAUCCAAACUGAAUAAUUCGGAUUCACACCUAUUGCUAUAGGUAGUCACUUGUUGCAAUACCAGCGUGAUUAGAAUCCAAAUCGCGGCUUGUGGUUGUGUUAUGGUCAGCGUUGAGGGAAUUCGUUCAUUGAAACGCGUGCAUUAUUUAAUCUCGCAGAAAAGGAAGAGUAAAACCAGCUUGAGCAACUGGUUAUCUGGGUAAGAAGAGGGAAAUAAUAAUACACCUAUAGACGAAAAUCGGGGGUUCUUACGGUCUUUGUGUUCUAAGUUUCCAUUCAAACAACAAUUAAUUUGAAAGGAAAAAGGAGAAAACGGAAAAAGUGGUUUAUCGAGAAGAAAAUCUUCCCCCAGCUACAGUGCAAUAUUGUAAGGGGAUAGUGCCGGUUGUGAGAAAACAGUGAAAUUUGUGUUGCGGGAAUAUUCGGCAGAUCUGCCGCUCGUAGGAGCACCACAUUUUUAUGUAUUGCGGUAAUCAGAGUAGUAUGGCUACUCUGUUACAGCAAAAAAGUUUUAUGAAAAAUUUGACCAAUGGAACCAAUAGUGUGGUAGUCGUAAACAGCACCGAUGACAACCAGCCAGGAACGAGUGCGAUGGCUGCAGCAGGUACUACGAUGGCCUCCAUUUCCGGCACUGCUUCGCGGAUGCUGUUGCCACAUGAAACUAUGGGCCUACCUCCGUUGAUCCAUCAGCAGCCUCUCAUUCAUCAACAAACGAAUGUCAACAGUUCAUUCGCCACCACACCUGCCUCCAGUUCCAAUAGUGUUAAUAGUUUCAAUAGCCAGUUUAUUAGUCAUCUUCAGAGCAAUCAUAGCUUAUCAUCUCCGCAACUAUUUGGCAGUACCAGUAGUAGUCAACAUAACAUCAUGUCCACCGUGAAUCCCACCACUUCCUUCCAAAGUCAGUUUAGCAAUGCAUAUAUAGAUGUCAAUGCAAUAUUUCGUACCGCAUCACCCGAUUCCACCUCGAGUACUACGUCAAUGCAAUCCUUCGUGUCACCUCAUCAGUUGCCACACAUGACAACAAACAGCGGUAGUAGUUUAGGUUAUAUCAAUGGAACCUCACAGUCGUUGAUGGCACAAAAAGGACCAAACCAAAACCUAACACAACAGCAGCAGCAUCAGCAUCAACAACAACAUUUACAACAGACUGCAUCCGAGAGCGAGACUGCCAGCGCGAUUGCGUCCAACGCAUCCUCCGCCAUCACCAGUGCGAGUGAUGAUCAAUUUCUCACUGCCACGGAAACGUCCUCGAAGACAAUAACAAACGAUAAGGAUCAAGAGCAGCAUGAACAAGAACAGGAACCGGAACCAGAGAUUGAUAUUGUUAUCAACAACGUGGUGUGUUCGUUCAGUGUUCAUUGUCACCUUAAUUUGCGUGGUAUCGCCCUCAACGGGUUUAAUGUAGAAUACCGCCGGGAAAAUGGUAUGGUCACGAUGAAGCUUCGCCGUCCGUACACGACGGCUUCGAUUUGGUCUUCGGGGAAAAUUACUUGCACCGGCGCCACAUCCGAGGAUCAGGCAAAGGUUGCGGCUAGACGUUACUCGCGUUGCCUUCAAAAGUUAGGAUUUAAUGUUAGGUUUAAGAAUUUCCGCAUUGUAAACGUACUAGGGACAUGCAGUAUGCCUUGGAAUAUCCAGAUUAUCAAUUUCUCCGAGACGUAUAAGAAAGAUGCCAGCUAUGAGCCGGAGUUGCAUCCUGGUGUCACCUAUAAGCUGCACAGUCCCAAGGCAACCUUGAAGAUAUUUUCCACCGGUAGCAUCACAGUAACUGCUGCAAGUGUUGCCAAUGUACAAGCUGCAAUAGAGCACAUCUAUCCGUUGGUGUACGAGUUCCGCAAAAAACGUACACAGCAAGAGAAGCUUGACUUGAUGAAAUCAACCAACCCUACGGUCGAAGAAGAAUGUGAUAUAACAGCGUUCGGGCAGGGCGAACGCGAUGAAGAUGAUGAUGAGGAUGACAUCGACGAGGAUGAUGACGAGUUCGACGACGAUGAAGAUGUUCACAACAGCAGCACCAAAGCAAUAAGAAGAAACAAGCGAAGAAAUCCCCGAAGGGUGUGCAAGUCUCGCUUCAGUAGCUUCCGAAAAAACGGAAGUGCAAAACGCCCCGCAGGGAAAGCUGAAAACGAUCCUAACGAAGAUAUCAUGUACGUGUCAGAAGAUGAAGUUGAAGAAGUAAUCGAGAGUGACGACGAUUAAGAUGUCGCUCAGCCAUGUGCAUUCAGGAAGUUGCCAGGAAGGCGACUUCCGGAAUCCUCUCUGGGUUUAAAUUUCAUUGAAGCGCUUGUUUAAUCUUGUUUUGUUCUUGUUCUAUCAUUUAUUCUAUUAUUUUUAAUAGAAAUAUCAUAUUUUUUUCUUGAAAGAAUUAUUUUUCAAAUUAUUUUGUAUCGAAUUUCUUCGAUGGGAUAUGCCACGAUGCCAAUGAACAUACAAGAUAGAGACUAUCGUAAUUUUCCUUCUACGAAUAUGAGUUAACGUUACAAACUCGUGAAUAACCAGAGUAACUACAAAUCCUGUGAAUAAUAUUUAUGUAUUCAAAUGAAACAAUUAUUCAGUUUCGCAAGCUUUUCGAGCCAAAUAGUUUAGAAAUAUGCAUAAGGAUAUACCACUACCACCACCAUAUGUACACAAUAUACAAAUCGAAAACCAGAUACUCUAUUAUGCUGCACAAAUGGGGAAACAAUUUUUGUCGCUAAUUCGAUACCAGCAGUUGGCAACAAAAAUUCUUUCCAAACUGAUUAUCCAUCCGGUCACAUGGAGUGCCAACUUAUAAUGUUACACUAUUCAAUAUAAAAUGGUUAAUUUAAUCGAUUGGAGUAAUCGAAGAGAUAUUAGUGCCAACUGCCAAAGGGUUUCAGUUAUGUGAAGAGUCAAAUGUGACGUGUCCCCAUUUGUGUCACGCUGGGAUGUUGAAAGUAUACGUUCCUACAAAACACGAAAUAUGCGGGUUGUGCCUGCUCUAACAAUCAUCGAGAAACGUUUCGGCUUAGGUCAAGUUCGGCACUCUCCAUAAGGUUGAACAUGGAACGUUGAUAUUUCCACAAAUUUGUUUAAAUGUAGAUAUUUGUAUUUAUUUUAGGCCAAGGUAAUUUGGGGCGCACGACAUGUCGCUCUGGGAUGAUAAUACUACACACAUACAAUCACCUAUUACGAAUCAAAAUUUGCGCUUAUUUCUCUUAUUACAAAUUGGCUUCUCUUAAGUUGUUUUUUCUUAUGUUAGUUAGUUAAACUAGACACGUUUGUUUGUUACGUUCUUCCAGCUAGAAGCAAACCUUGUGUGUCUUACGUAGCUAUUUUAUUUCUUUGGAAUAAAAAGAUCAGAAGAAUUCCUCCGGGUUUGAGGAACUGACCAAAUGUGACCAUGUUUUGAUGAUCACAUGUAGAAUGUUUGUUUUGUGCAUUUCUUUUGUUCUUGCAAUCAUGUCCAAUAAUUUACCUUUUUUAUUGUUUUUGCCACAGAAAAAACUAUUUUUUUUCUAAAUAUUUUUUUCAGGUUUUUCCUGUUUAGUUCAAGUUAAAAAAUAACGCCACUGAAAUGUGUUUAAAAUAUCUAUCUUGUGUGAUUUAAAAUUUUGUUUUUUCCUCAGCUUCCAAAUUCAGCUUCGAUCAAAAUCUUUAAAUUUUCCAAAGUAUCCUGAAAUGAAACGUUUAUAGAACUAAAAAUUGGUUAUUGCUCAUAUGACCAAAACUUAGAAAGUUGAAUGCUUUAAAAAAAUCAUUUCAUGUGAAUUCAAAGUAUCAUUUCGAUAAAUUCCUUUGAAUUCAUCCACUGUAUUUGAAAACUCCAUAUACUAGUAUUUCACUAGCUAAUAACUAACAGCCUUACUGAUAAUGCUAGCAAGUAGCUAGUGAAAUAAUAGUAUUUGGGUUUCUUAUAUACAUACUGUGGCUGAAUUCAAAGGAAUUCAUCGAUUACUUUGAAAUCAUAGUUUCUUCAAACUUUCUCUUUGAAUGUAAGUCAUUUAAUGUUUUUGGGUCCGGAAAACUUUGAAUUUUCGGAAAAAAAAACGAUUUUGUAUGUUUCGAAAAAGGCUAAUUUUUAUAUUUCCGAGCAUAUUUAAUUAAUUGUGUUUUACGAAAUUGAACAAUCGGUUAGAAAUUUCAAUCAUAUCCAAAAAAAAAUCAAAAUAUCAGACAAAAAUAUCUAACACCUAAAUCCUACCGGUGUCAAUGUUUUCUUUUUUUAUGAAAAAGACUCCUUUGGGUCUUUGACAACAUUAAAACAUAUGAUGUAUUAUCAAUUUCUACUAAUGUCAAUAUAAAAAAAAAUUUCCAACAUCCUACAGAUACAAUUGUAGGAAAAAUAAAUCAGCAACGCCACAUACCACACCAAACAUAUGAAACAAUAUUGCAAAUAACCAGAAUACGAAAAAUCUCUCAAAACAUAUUUAAAUUAUAGAUACUGUGGUCAAUUCGUCCUCAAUUCGUUCUAGUUUGAUUGCAGUUAAUUCAAUGAAUAUUUUUGCUUCAUAUCAUAAAAAAGGUAAAACGAGAAAUUUGUGGAUUCGGAUAAAAACCGCUUUAGGGUUAAUAAAAACGAAAGGAUUUGAAAGGAAAUGAAACGGAAGAACAAAAGUGCUUUUUUGUACAUUGAACGAUAUAUAUUAAUCACUUAUUAAGGAUAAAAUCUGACAAUUCACUACUAUAUGGUUUUGUGUAGUAAUAGCAUCGAACCAGAUAUGUAAAGCUGCGACAAAAACAUUUAGGAACGAUAAGCAACAAAGAAACAAGCCUUUUCUUCUUACAACCACCCUUGUAUUCACUUGGAAAACGUGAAUGGGCGAAAAUGUGACAUCGUCAUAAGAAAAUUGUCACUAAAAUCUACUAACAUAUAAAUAUUUAAUUAAACAUAACCCUGUUUCUAUUCAUCCUAGUCCACUGUUUACUCAUCUCUCAGUUUCCAAACUGUGCUUAGUAAAAUCAAUAACGAAUGGAAAGUGUCUGACGAACAACACUCACACAAUUUACACUGGAUCAUUCAAAACGCCACCACUUUUAUCGAGAUAUUUAGCAAACGAAUGUUAUCGUGGAACAAGAAAUGAAGCGUUAAAAUAUUCAUACAAACUAUGACACAAUACAUAAACGUAAAGAAAUAAGUGAAAACAACCAAAGACUAAUUUACAAAAGAAAAAGAGCAUAACACAAAAAUAAUAAACUAUUUCAGAUACGAAAUAUGUGGCAGAAACCUAAACCAAUUUAAUGGAAAAUUAGUAUGCAAAUUGCAAACUGAGUAAAAUUUAAGCCACUCAAUACUUUUGAGAGGAUCCUUUUUACAAAAACUAUGUUAAAACUAAUUCGAUUUCCCAGUAAAAUCAAUGGUAAACGAAAUGGCUCUUGAGAAAUGUUGCUACUGAUGCCAAGUUGGAUUUUUUUAUGUGCCUUGACUUUUUCAACAACAAAAAAUUUGAAUGUCAUAACAACCGAAGGCCAUUAUUAUGACAGGAAUCUUCGAUGAAUGAAUACUUAACAGAUUUGGAUAUACCACUUUUCUUAUAUCGUAUGUUAACGGAAUACGUACUUGAAGCUUUUUUUGAUAGAAUGUUCAAAAUCAUUGGCUUCAUUUCUCAAGCAGUCAUCUUUUUCGAGAACAGAAAUCUCAAAUAAUUAUUAUUUGUAUUGAAUAACAAAAAACCAUGUUUAUGAAUGUGAUCACUUGAGUCAUUUAAUGGACAUUCUGCUUAACUGAUUCCUAGUAACAAAAAAGCGUUACAUAGUUGAAAAUAAUAUGACCAUCAAAGUCAGCUCUGCUAAACAUGAGUUAUUAAAAAUCAUCUACCCGAUGUCAAGUGCCCAUAUCAUUGUUCCUUGUAGAAAAAAAGCAGCGGUUAUUUGAAUUUACAAUUCGAACAAUACAGGACCGACAACGAACGCAUGCGGAAGGCGACUCUGAUCACAUGAAUACAAUUAUUCUUCCCAAAGCCCAAUCCUACUGCUUUAUAUGUUGUCCACAGCAACUAUACCUACAACAAUAAAAAUCAAAUCUUUUAUUUUUGUAUCUGUGGGAUUCGCUCUCGUUUUUGAAGAGAGUGCAAUUCAAACUGAUCAAUAAUAACUCAAAAGUAAAGCAAAGGAAACGAUGGAGCAAGAAACAGUUUAAAAGUGAUGUAGAAAACUAAGUUCAUACAUCUUUAAAUACCUAUACACACAUCAGAAAUAAUGAUGGCCAGCAAAUAACUAUUAAAGAGAAAGUAUAAAAUAAAUUUACGCAAGAAACAAUUCAUUUAUAUACUUGGGGUGUCGGGAAGAUACUUUAAGAGUGUGUCCCGUAUUCCGGUUGAAGCCGAACCCUGGGGGAUGGAUAGACCGAUAUUAAGUGAUUGAAGUAAUUUGGUGUCUUUUUUGUAAGAGAAAGAGAAGCAAGAAUUAAACUGCAUUAAGCGACAAGCGCGAUUACAGUAAUACAUAAAUAUAUAUAUUGAAAAUCAACAAAAGAAAUACACACGUACAUACACUCACAACACACACAUGCAUACAUACACAAGUGAAGAAAAGUAAAGAAAGCAAGAGUAACAAAUUUUGUUGUAAGUAGGAAAAAAACUAAUAAUUUUAUAUAUUGUGUUUGUAGUAGGAGAACAAAAACUAAAUAAAAUGCCUAAGACUAGAAAAGAGAGAGAGAAAGAGAGAACAAAUGUGAAGAUGAAUAACAUUAAAAUAUUGAAGAAAAAAAUAAAAUGGAACAAAAAAUAAAUACAACGGUAUAGCGAAAAUAAAUUGAAACAAUUGAUGGAUCAAUAAACAACUUUGA
Molecule: messenger RNA, 7734 nt
Organism: Uranotaenia lowii
Lineage: Eukaryota; Metazoa; Arthropoda; Insecta; Diptera; Culicidae
Product: TATA-box-binding protein-like
Exons: 4
Coding region: 1449-3188 (579 amino acids)
Biological process (GO): DNA-templated transcription initiation
Molecular function (GO): general transcription initiation factor activity; DNA binding
Source: RefSeq, a predicted model, not a curated record